AUGCCGAAUAUUCAACCUCACCACCUCACCACCAUCUUAAACACUCUCACUUCAAUCGAUCAGCGACUCACCCGAAUUGAAGCGGCCCUUCUCCUCAACAACAAUGCCGCGAAUAGCAAUGUGAACGCGGACCAAACCUCCAUUGGCACAUCGGCUGCCCCAGCUGCCUCGGUGCUAGCCCAUCCCUCACUAAGCGCCGGUAGCAGAACCAUCACCAACGCCCAAUCUCCCUCGGUCGCACAACAACUGCGCCCACACCCGCCACCACCGAGUCGCACCUCCAACAACGCCCAGCCCGACCUCAUCCCCCUCGACCCGCCUCCACAAGGCUACACCAUCUCCUCACGAGCCAGCAUGCAAGAAGAGCUCGACCACUGGACCAUCCCGCGCGGCUACAGCAUGCGCAUCGCCGGCGCCAAAGUAACCGGCAAGAAGAAAGUCCGAUGGGUAUGUUUCCGGGGCGGCGAGGCGCGACACCACCGACCCCCCGUGGACGAGUCCGUGAUCCAAGCCGCCAAAGCCGAGGGGAGACGCAAGCCGACCACCGAUCGCACCUCCAAAAAGUGCGGGUGUCUGUUCAAGUUCGAGGUGAUUGAGACGGCGAAGGGGUCCGAUCUGUGGACGCUGCAUUAUCCGAAUGAAGAGCACAAGACGCAUAAUCAUGGCCCCUCGGAUCAGACGAGCGAUCCGCGGGCGAGGAAGUUGCCGCUGGAGGUGAGUAGGGAGGUGGAUCGGUGGUUGAGGGAGGGGUGGUUGGUUAGUAAGGUGCAGGAGGAGUUGAGGGGGAGGGGGUUUAGCAAUGUGUUGAAUACGGAUCUUUAUAAUCGGAAGAGGUUGUUGAAGAAGGAGGAUGCGCAG
Messenger RNA from Neurospora tetraspora, 858 nucleotides. RefSeq lists its product as uncharacterized. Lineage: Eukaryota; Fungi; Ascomycota; Sordariomycetes; Sordariales; Sordariaceae. The annotation marks the transcript as partial. The record is from RefSeq and is a predicted model, not a curated record. The transcript has a single exon.